This is a messenger RNA of Scheffersomyces stipitis CBS 6054, 1857 nucleotides long. RefSeq names its product Cyk3p (gene CYK3). The transcript is spliced from 2 exons. The coding region runs from base 1 to 1857 and encodes 618 amino acids. Gene Ontology annotation, molecular function: protein binding. The record is from RefSeq and is a predicted model, not a curated record. Lineage: Eukaryota; Fungi; Ascomycota; Pichiomycetes; Serinales; Debaryomycetaceae.
AUGUCCGUACCACAGCCUCCGUUCAAAGUCAAAACCAAGGUGUCUUGGGCUGGAGAAGAGGAUGGUGACUUGGGGUUUCUUGAAAACGAGAUUAUUGAAGUGUACUCCAUCGUCGAUGAAUCAUGGUGGUCGGGAAAGCUCAGACGAAACAGAGCUGAAGGUAUCUUCCCCAAGGACUACGUUGAGGUGAUUCCAGAGUUGAAUAAAUCAGUAUCCAGUCACUCCAUUGGUACCCCCAAAGCACAGACUCCCGUCCAGACUCCCAUCCAGACUCCCGUCAAAGAAGCUGACUAUGGUAAGUUCAAACAUAGCAGAGCCAGCGGAACUCCUACGGGAAUGUAUAACUCUUACAACGGUUCCAAGUCAGUAUCUCCCAAGAGAUACCACCAUGUCAAUGUUGAUGCUGACGGCUCAUUUGAAGUCGAAGAUGCUGUCAAUUGCACCUAUGAUGGCAUCUACGAUUCUUCUAAUGGCAUGUCGCUGUCAAACCGAAGCUCACCCAAGAAAAUCAGAUCUGCCAACAAGCUCGUUUCAUCUACCCAACAUCCUCGGUACCGAAACAGCCAUAAUGGGUACCAGCAGCAGCAACACGAGGAUUUUGACAGAGAACGCGAAAUGGAAAACUUUCGUACCCUCCAACAGCAACAGAACUACCACAUCAAGAAACUGCCUCUGCACAAUAUGAAAUCGCUGGUUCAAACCCAACAGCAAGAAUUCAGACAAUCCUCAUAUUCACCGGAAAAUAGUAACUCCAUCUAUGGAAAACAUCAAGGAAAGUCCAAUUCAAGAUCAGGCUCGCAACAGAACUUGUCUCAAUCUGCUGUCCAGGGACAUCCUCCGCAAGUAAAGUCGCAAUCGUAUGUUGAUAUACCCUACAGAAAUCAACAGAAUAACACCGUAGAAAGUUUUGUUUCCGAGGGAUCUCCCUCACGUCAAGCUAGGAGGGCCAGAUACGACGCUGAUGCCGUGAAUGAAUACGAGAUCAUCUCCCAGAAAAGGGCCCAAUUGGAGUUGGAGUUACUGCAGUUGAAGCAGUUGGAAAGGUCUACCCAGAAGAAAAGAGUCCACAACCCCCAUCUUCAACACAAGCUGGGCCAAGUCAGUCGUGGCAGCAAUGAUGAUUCCUUAGUGAACUCAUUAGAAUCUAGCUAUAUUAGCGAAGACCUCUUAUCUUCCAAGAAGAACUACUCUUCCAGAGAGGAUCUUGGAAAGAAGCUUGCUAAGUUCGAAAGUGUUGACGACGAAGAUGAUGACUAUUUCAACGAUAACGAGUCGUCUCCACCACCUCCUCCACCAAAACAUACUACACCUAUCAAGGCUAUUGAAGCUAUCAGAGACAACGAUAGUCCACUUAGAAAAAGUGGAAACAAAGUUCCUUUUGAUGCUGAUGACUUCAGGUUUUCUGGUUCAAAUCGCCUCCAUCAGGGUCAAGUAUCCGAAGAAGAUGUCUACAGAGUGUCCCAGCUUCAGCAGGAUGACUUGAAGAACUCGAUCAAGUCGUUGCAAAGUGAUGUCUUAAAUUUAUCUGAACUCAGUGCCACAAGUGCUGGUUCUUUUAUGAGACACAAGUACGAGAGAGACAUCCAACAACAAGAAAUGAAGUUACACAGCUUAUCCAUCAAUGAAGAAGAGGAAAAAAGAUCACCUAAGCAAAACGGGAAAGAUGUUAUGGACUCCGUUUUCCAGGAAAAGAAAUCGAGGCAUCCUAAUAUUUUCAAGAUGUUGUUGCUGAAGAAGAGCGACAACGAGAUCAAUGUUAUUGAAAGAAAGCUCCAAAAGGACGAAGAAAUUGACUGGACCACUUUCAAAAUGGAUCUUAAUCAACCAGAAGAGUGGUCAGAGAAGAGGGCUCGUUGA